CCCAGGCUAUCGGGGACACAGAGCGGUAUCCUCUGCUAUUGGAGGCGGGGCCGAGAUGUCCCGGCCGGGGCGGUGAAGUAGAGAAAUGAGCGGUUUCCCGGCACAGUCUUCCUGGAUGCAUCGCGUUCGCGGGGUUCCGCUAAUCCUCCCGCCCGCUGGCCCACCUGCCGUGCCAUUCUUCCUCGAUCGUUCUAUUCCGAUCCGAUGGGACCCUGAGCGAACCGCGGGCGGCGGUCAGUUUGGUUCGAUAGUUUGGUUCGAUGGAACAGUGCUCGUCUCGUCCGACCGCCAUCUGCCGAACCUUCUGUCCAUCUGUCUGUCAAGUCACAUCGGGCCAAAACCAACGGCGGUACGGAUUUACGGACUUUCGGGUUUCUUGGCGCCCCCUCCCCGCCUUCUCGGGGCCAACGAUGUCGGGCGAUACCCCGCGGUUUGGUGACGACGGCGGAUCAAACAAACAGGCGGGUAAAUUGAGUUUUGAGGCAAUCGACUUCACUCCCCAGUUCCAACGAAUCCCUGGUGUUUGCUGUGUCGAUUCGGCCCCCAUUUUUUGGGCCCGAAAGCUAUGGACCAGCCACUGGCCGGAAAGCUUGCGUGCGCUGCGUGUCACACCCUCGUCUUUCAUGCGUUUCUCGUUUACGCCGAGGAGGGCCCGCACGUUAGAGAUGGUCGCUCGGGAGACUCACUCGGCAGCCCGACUGACGUCUGUGAAGAUGCUUCCGCGUGUACAAGGCGUCGCCGCUCGCCCUGCUGAGACGAUGGUGCACUCACUGCACGUCUCGGGCGGGCCAGGAAUGGCGAAGACGGACUAACAUGCAGCCCUCAAGUUGCCCAGUGCCAGGGGGCCCCUUUAGUCAAAGCGCUGCAACGCCGAGCAGCGCUGUCUUGGUUUCGGCACCACGCCAUGUUGAUGUUAC
Molecule: messenger RNA, 917 nt
Organism: Colletotrichum navitas
Lineage: Eukaryota; Fungi; Ascomycota; Sordariomycetes; Glomerellales; Glomerellaceae
Exons: 1
Coding region: 261-812 (183 amino acids)
Source: RefSeq, a predicted model, not a curated record